This is a messenger RNA of Lymnaea stagnalis (great pond snail), 1867 nucleotides long. NCBI's taxonomy places the organism in Eukaryota, Metazoa, Mollusca, Gastropoda, Lymnaeidae. The record is from the annotation of a GenBank genome assembly.
UGCAAAUGUGACAAACGUUGUGUCAACAGAGUUGCCCAGCUUGGUUUGAGGACACGGUUACAAGUCUUCAAGACAGAAAAAAAGUAAGUUUAUGUGAGGAAAACAAACUGCACCUUAUUUAAAACCUUGUUUAAAUGUAGCAAAAUAUCAUUGUUGUUUUGGUUAAAGUACAAGCAACUUUUUGAUCCACUCUGUACUUUUACAGUAUUUUUAAUUUUUCAAGCAUCCUCUGUGACCAAAAAUAUACACAGUUGGGGGGUGUGGGUCUUUUUGCACAAGAUUUGAAACAUUUUUAUUUACAGUCUUAAACUAAAUUUAGCUGGGGCAAUCGGAUUUCUUUUCUGGGGUAUGGGGGGAUUUGAGGAUGUGCAGUCUAUCUGUUUCUAAUUUUAAAGACACAGUGGUUCUGUGACUGGCUCUUACUGUCCUUUAAAAACGCUUUUUUGGAUUUAAGAUAUUGUUAGACUUUAAGAUAUAUAUAAAGUAUAAAGGUCUCAUCCCACAACAUGUUGUCUUCUCUUGUCAGAGGUUGGGGUCUACGCUGUCUGGAUGACAUUGCCAAGGGAAGUUUUAUAUGUAUAUAUGCAGGCCAGCUGCUUACUGACAAGGGUGCUAACGAGGUAAUGGCGCGUUGGAUCAAAUUUUUUUUUUACUGUAAUAAAUUUCUUUUAAAAAUUAAACAUGAACAACCCUAACUUCUACUGCAGCACAAAUCUACCUAAAUAAUUAGUUUUGUUUAAUGAUUCUGAGGGCUUGUGCUAUUUAAAAAAUAUGUGCAGCACACAUGCAAAAAUCUAAAACUUCAAUUUAAAUGUGGAAUCAGUGGUAGAAGAUAGAUUUCAAACAUUUUAAGGUUUGUAUAAUGUUUAAAUGAAGAUUCUAUACACUUCAGAUUUGUAAUGAUGUUUAGAUAAAGAUUUAAGCACUUACUAUUUGUAUAAUGUUUAGAAUAUUUCCAUGAUAUCGACCUUCAGGAUGGUAAACAGUACGGUGAUGAGUACCUGGCUGAAUUGGACUUUAUUGAAGUGGUGGAACGACAGAAGGAGGGCUACGAAAGUGACAUCGAUAAUUUAGACUUCUCUGAUGACGAGACCGAUGUUAAUUACAAGGCUUCCAAAGACUCUGAGGACGACAGGUAUUUAAAAAAGUCUUUUUCAGAUAAGCCGUUUUUUUUUUACAUUUGGCUUUUAAGAGUUGUCUCACAGUUAUGUUGUUUCUUUCUUGUUUUACCGCCCCUGUGAGAGUAUUUGGCAUUGUCUGUUUCUCACUUUGGCGAGGGGCUUGGAGGUUAUGGCUUUAAAAAAAAAAAACAAGAGGUAAGCAGGCGAAUACAUGAGCUGUGCUUCCAGUGUUUCUCAGAGAUCUUAUAACUGCAGAAUUAAGUUUUUACAUCUUCUGAUACAUCAACGGGCAGUGGGGCAUUUAUUGAUAUGAUUUUUAUGAAUAUAUAACUUGUGUUACGGGUUUCAAUUCGUUGAUGGAGGUUUUCUUGUAGCUGGAGGCUUUUAAUAUUAUGCAUUUGGAAUGUCAAGCAGAUUUGUAGUGUUUGUUAGACAUCUGAUUUCAUAGAAACAUCUGUCUGUGUUAGCCAGUAGGGUCAAGCAUGAUACGAUAAAUUCCAUUUUUUAAAAGACUUUUUGCACUGCCAAUGAACAUACUAAGUAAACUUAAAACUAUCCAUAUUAAAAAAAUACCACUUCCUAUAUUUGUUUAUAAAUUCGUUUAUUUGUAACAUUUUGUGGAUGUGUUAAUAAACUCAUUAAUUGUAGGUUUUUGUAUAUUUAUUUCUACCAUUUUUGUAUAAUGUAUUGUUUCCAGUGACUACAUGCAAGAGGGCAGCCCACCAGACAGUGCCAAUCAAAGGUAA